Pristis pectinata (smalltooth sawfish) is the source of this 7476-nucleotide messenger RNA. RefSeq names its product contactin-associated protein-like 5. Bases 105 to 4037 code for a protein of 1310 amino acids. The record is from RefSeq and is a predicted model, not a curated record. Gene Ontology annotation, molecular function: calcium ion binding. The transcript is spliced from 24 exons. NCBI's taxonomy places the organism in Eukaryota, Metazoa, Chordata, Chondrichthyes, Rhinopristiformes, Pristidae.
GGCCAGAAGGAACUCAGAUGCGUGCUGAGGUGAAGAGGAGCGGGGAGUUGCUGUCCUGAUCGCUCUCUCUCUCUCUGUCUAUACCCACUCGAUCUUGUUUGAAAAUGGAUUCGCUCGCUGGUAUCAAGCUGUCCUUUGCCGUCUCCCUAUUCAUCAGCUUGUGGGCGUGUGUUGCCACAGCUCAUUCCCACAAUUGCGACAAUCACCUUGUAUCUGGCUUGCCUCAGUCAGCAUUCAGCUCCUCCUCCGUGUUAUCUACCAGCCACAGCCCUGGCUUUGCAAAGCUGAACAGGCGUGAUGGAGCAGGUGGAUGGUCCCCGGUGGAUUCGAACAAAUACCAAUGGUUACAGAUAGAUCUGGGUGAGAGAACAGAAAUCACUGCCAUCGCAACCCAAGGCCGAUAUGGGAGCUCGGACUGGGUGACGAGUUAUGUGCUAAUGUUCAGUGACACUGAAAGAAACUGGAAACAGUAUCGCCAAGAAGACAACACUUGGGCUUUCCCAGGAAACUCCAAUGCAGACAGCGUUGUGCAUUACAAACUGCAGUAUUCCAUCAGAGCCAGAUUCCUCCGCUUUGCCCCUCUCAAGUGGAACCCUAACGGUAGAAUAGGAAUGAGGGUUGAAGUUUACGGCUGCCCCUACAAGUCGGAUGUGGCUGAUUUUGAUGGCAGAAGUUCCUUGCUCUACAGAUUCAACCAGAAGAGUGUGAGUACAGUGAAGGACAUGAUCUCCCUGAAGUUCAAAACAUUACAAAGUGAUGGUGUGAUGCUACAUGGAGAGGGACAAAGGGGAGAUUACAUCACACUUGAACUGAAGAAAAGCAAACUCUCUUUGGAGAUCAAUUUAGGUGAUACAAAGCUGCGAUCUGUUAAUGGUCACACCUCGGUCACACUGGGCAGCUUGUUGGACGACCAGCACUGGCACUCCAUUACGAUCGAACGGUACAACAAGCAGGUGAACUUCACUGUGGAUAAACACACGCAGCACUUCCGAACCAAAGGAGAGUUUGACUAUCUGGAUAUUGAUUAUGAGCUCAGCUUUGGAGGGAUUCCAGUUCCUGGCAAGUCGGUGACAUUUCUGAGGAAGAAUUUCCAUGGCUGUAUUGAAAACCUCUACUACAACGGAGUGAAUAUUAUUGAUCUUGCCAAGAGACGCAAACCUCAGAUACACGUUGUGGGCAACGUGACCUUCUCAUGUAUGGAGCCUCACAUCGUUCCGGUCACCUUCAUGACUUCCAGCAGUUACCUGCUGCUGCCCGGAAAGCCUCAAAUGGACGGCCUUUCUGUCAGUUUCCAGUUUCGCACCUGGAACAAAGAUGGGCUGCUGUUGUACAACGAGUUCCACGGAACCUCUGGAGUACUGCAGAUUUACCUGGUCAAGGGGAAGCUCAAAAUAACUGUCCAUAAAUUAUCGUGGAGCCAAGCGGACAUCACCACAGGUGUCAAUCUGAAUGAUGGACUGUGGCAUUCUAUUAAUUUGAACGCCAGAAGAAAUCGUGUUAGCAUCAUAUUGGACAAUAAUGCUACCUCAACCUUUCAUUCAACCAUACAGAUGCAGAUUUACUCUGGGAGCAGCUAUUAUUUCGGAGGUUGCCCAGAACAAACUGUUGCCACUGAUUGUUUAAAUCCCUUCGGUACAUUUGAAGGCUGCAUGCGGCUCAUUCUGAUUGACAACCAAGCAGUGGAUCUCAUUUUAGUGCAACAAGGUCUGCAGGGAAACUUCACUGACCUACAUAUAGAUUUGUGUGGCAUCCAGGACAGGUGUUUGCCAAAUUACUGUGAACAUGGAGGAGAAUGCUCUCAGUCCUGGAACACCUUUCACUGUGACUGUGCCGGGACUGGCUACACUGGAGAAACCUGCCAUAGCUCUUUGUAUGAAAAAUCUUGUGAAGCUUACAGGCACAGAGGGCAAAUGUCAGACUUCUUCUCUAUUGAUCCAGAUGGCAGUGGUUCACUGAAGCCCCUUCUAGUGUACUGUAAUAUGACAGAAGACAAGACGUGGACAGUAAUUCAGCACAAUAACACAGAGCUCACCAAAGUCCAGGGUUCCAGUUCGAGCAAACCUCAGCUUGUGCACUUGAGUUACACUGCUAACAGAGAACAACUCCAGGCUAUGAUUAACAACAUGGAUUACUGUGAGCAGGAGGUGUCUUAUCACUGCAGAAGGUCACGCCUUUUAAAUACUCCUGGUGGGACCCCAUUUACCUGGUGGAUUGGGAGGACCAAUGAGAAACAAAUUUACUGGGGAGGUUCACUGCCUGGAGUUCAGAAAUGUGCCUGCGGAUUGGAAGAGAGUUGCCUGGAUAACAAGUAUCACUGUAACUGCGAUGCUGACAGUGCUGAAUGGGCGAAUGAUACGGGCCUUCUCUCAUACAAAGAUCACUUGCCUCUGACCCAACUUAUCAUUGGAGACACCAACAGAACAGGUUCUGAAGCUGCCUACAAACUUGGAUCACUCCGUUGCAAUGGAGACAAUAAUUACUGGAAUGCAGCAUCCUUCAACACCAAGACAUCGUACCUCCAUUUCCCAACGUUCCAUGGGGAGCUGAGUGCAGAUAUUACAUUUUUCUUUAAAACAACUGCUUCAUCGGGUGUUUUCCUGGAGAAUCUGGGGAUCAAGGACUUCAUACGGAUUGAACUGAGCUCCCCAAUGGAGGUUCUCUUCUCUUUCGAUGUGGGGAAUGGCCCUUUCAUGGUUGCUGUUAAAUCACCCUCACAGCUCAAUGACAACCAGUGGCAUUACGUUAAGGCCGAGCGAAACAUCAAGGCAGCGUCGCUUCAAGUGGAUCACCUGCCACGACAGGCUCGGGAGGCACCAUCUGAUGGACACAUCCACUUGCAGCUCAACAGCCAGCUAUUUGUAGGGGGGACAGCUUCAAGACAGAAAGGGUUCAUUGGAUGCAUUCGGGCUUUGCAGUUGAAUGGAGUGAACCUUGACCUUGAAGAGCGAGCCAAAAUGACUCCUGGAGUCAGGCCUGGCUGUCCCGGACACUGCACCAGCUAUGGCAACCUGUGCCAUAAUGGAGGGAGAUGUAUAGAGAAAUACAAUGGAUAUUCAUGCAACUGCACUCCUUCUGCAUAUGAUGGACCAUUCUGCAAGACAGAGGUAUCUGCCUUGUUUAAGGUUGGAACAUCCUUAAUAUACAACUUCCAGGAAUUUUAUGGGAUUGCCAAGAAUCUCAGUGCACAUUUAUCUGCCAUCUACAUGGACAAGACUACUCCAACUGAGAACACUGCUUUCAGCUUCCGAACAACACAGGCUCCCAGCAUCCUCCUGUAUGUGGAUACUUACCACGACGAGUAUUUGGCUGUGAUGUUACUGCAAAAUGGGAGCUUGCAGGUCAGAUACAGGCUCGCCAAUAGCAAAGAUCCUGACAUCUUUAAUAUCAACAGUGGAAACCUCGCAGAUGGACUUCUCCACAGUGUCAAAAUUGACCGAGAAGGACCAAGUGUCUAUGUUGAGAUUGACCAUUUACAUUCCAUGAGCUACAAAUUGUCAUCAGAUACAGCAUUCAAUGGGCUGAAGUCUCUCGUCCUGGGCAAGAUAAUAGAUGCUGGUAAUCUUGACCAAGAGAUACUGAACGCAAAUGUACAGGGUUUUGUUGGCUGCCUCUCUUCAGUUCAGUUCAAUUGGAUCGCCCCAUUAAAGGUGGGACUACGGCACUUCACCUCUGCCCCAGUGACUGUAAAAGGGGACCUGGUUGAAUCUGACUGUCGAUCUUCAAUGAUGACUGAACCAAUAGCUGUGACCACCGCACUUUCAUUUGCAGAUCAUUCCAAACCCACUGAGGAGGAAGCACCAUUGCAAAAGGCAGUCAAAAGUGAUUCUGCAGUUAUUGGAGGUGUAAUCGCGAUUGUGAUUUUUGUCAUCCUCUGCAUCUUUGCUAUAACUGGCCGCUUGUUGUACCAGAACAAAGGCACGUAUCAAAAUAACGAAGCAAAACGGACGGAGUAUGCUGAGGCUCCAGAUGUCGCACUGAAGAACAAGGCCAAUUACCAGGAUGCUGUAAGCGAAGGCAAGAAGGAGUAUUUCAUCUGACAGCGAUACAGGCCCUCCUCGUUCCAACAGCAGAUUAAUCACAACAACAGCCUGGGCUCGCUUCUGUGCUCUGAGUUAGCUCCAGACUCUGCAGACUAAAUGGCCAAAUGCUAGCUCAAAGCACACAGACAACUGGCUUAUACUUUGGUUAACCUGACAGUGCUGGAUAUAACCCUAUUGUUUCCUGCUAACUAAUUGCCAGCUCAAAGGAGUAGAAUGAAGAAUCUACAAGUUUAAGGUUUCAGUAACAGUGGCUAUUGUAAGUGUAGCAACAAUCCUUCUCAGAGCAAUGUAAAACAUUAAUAUAAACUUUUAAAUGUAACCAGAUACUUGGUUUAUCCUCAUAACAUUCUUUUCUUUUUUUUCCCCUUUCGCGGGGUGAUUGAUUAAUUUAUCCAUUUACCAGGUUAACUCUGAGUAAGGUGAAUAACUGGUUAAGUGCUGAUUUAAGGUGCAGCCUUCAUCCUUGCUGAACAACCAAUUUAUUAUUGUUAAUCUGAUGAUCUAUCAGAAGAAGCCAAUUAGAUAAAGCAAAAAUGGUUCAUAUAAUAAUAUUCAUUGUAAGAACUCCUGGCAGGUUUCCUGCUAAACCAAAGCUUAAUGUUACACAGACCAAGUAAACCCUAAGAGUAUGUUCCAAUGCAUUAAAUUCAGAAGUCAAUGUCAGGCAGCCAAACUAAAGGAUUUAGUCAAUUAAAUUCUGAUAGUGCCACAACACAAUCACAGGACCGUAUCUCUUCACUUUUGCCAAUGUUAGCCUUCAUCCUCCAGUGUGUUUACAGACAUAAUUUACUCAGCCAACAAUUGGAGCAGAGCAAUCAGUGUAGUUUAGAGAAAAUGGUAUAUUUAUUGAGCAAACAGCAAGCAAAGUAUAAGUAACGACAGCAAGGAGGACCAAAACUACCGCAACAUCACCCGAUAAAAGCAGGGCUAAACCUCCACAAUGGAUGGAGGAUAGUUACACAGAACAAAUUUGGUGCGUGAAUCUAAGCUCAGUUCCCUCCAGCAAUGCAGUCUCCAGGUGUGUUUGCCACUGACAUUCUUUGGACUAGAGUGAAUGAUGACACACUCUGAGGAGAGUGUGUCACAGAGAGUGGUGGGUGCCCUGAAUGCAGCUGACAGUUGUGGUGAUGGAGGCAGAUCCAACAGAGGUGUUUAAGAGGCUCUUAGAUUGGCACAUGGAUAUGCAGAGAAUGGAGGGAUGUAGACAUGUGCAGGCAGAAGGGGUUGAAUGUCAUUAAGAUUAGAUCAGAUAUCUUUAUUAGUCACAUGUACAUCGAAACCCACAGUGAAAUGCUCCUUUUUGCAUUACUGAGAAUGUUCUGGGGGCAGCCCGCAAGUGUUGCCACUCUUCCGGCGCCAACAUAGCACGCCCACAACUUCUAACCCGUGCGUCUUUGGAAUGUGGGAGGAAACCAGAGCACCUGGAGGAAACGCACGCAGACACAUGGGAAAAACGUACAAACCCCUUGCAGACAGUGGCAGGAAUUGAACCCAGGUCGCUGGUGCUGUAAUAGUGUUACACUAACUGCUACACUACUGUGCCGCCCCACCAAACAGGGAGCCCACUGAAGCUCCUCAGAGGUCUGACUGGGAUUCCUCUACAUGUCACAAAAACGAAACACUGCAAAUUCCAGAAACCUUAAAUAAAACCAGAAAAUUGUAGAAAUCAACAUGAGAUCAGGCAACAUUUUUGAAUAGGCCAACAGAGCUGAUAUAUCUGGUAAUGAUGUUCCAUCGGAACUGGAUAUGGUGAUCAAUUUCAGACACCUAGAUGAUGAAUCAAAUGUUACAUUAUCUUCUUGUUUAAUAAGAUUUGAAUGACGUUAAAUGAAAAUCAGAUAAUUGAUAAAUAAUGACUUUGUUGGUGGGAUUGAGAACUAGUAAAAUGCUGCUAACUGAUUGGAGAAAUGAAACCAGUUACAUCGCUGUGAAAUUCCAGAAUGAACUUGGACUCAAAACCUACAAGAAAUGUAUGUGCACAGUUUUGUUAUAGAAAAGUGAUGACAUAACAACUCGGGACCACAGAGAUCAUCAUCCAUUAACACUGUUAGUGCUCUCGGGACAUGCUGAGAUCAACCUAUAGAGGUGAUUAAGUACUAUAAAGCAGGAGCAUAGUAUAAAGGAGACACAAGACUCUGAUGGAGAUACUGAGCAGGGCUAUAGAAUGCUGGUGAUGGACACUAAGGACAUUGGGUGGAGUGGACCCAGGAGGAAUUUUGCAGGAAACAGGUUCAGAAAUCUGGAGACACAAGAGACUGCAGAUGCUGGAAACUAGAGCAACACACAAAACGCUGGAGGAACUCAACAGGUCAGACAGCAUCUAUGGAGGGAGAUGGACAGUUGAUAUUUCGGGUCUUGACCCUUCAUCUGGACUGUCGGUCUCAACCUGAAACGUCGACUGUUCAUUUUCCCUCUGCAGAUGUUUCCUGACCUACUGAGUUCCUCCAGUCUUUUGUGUGUAGGUUCAGAAAUCUGUUCCAUUCCUAGAUUACUUCAGGUCAGUGACAUGAUGGCAGACAGGUAUCUUGACAAUCACCUGGUACAAAUCCAGUGGAAGAGAAGAGAAGCAGGAGUAGGCCAUUAAUCCACCCAAGCCUGUUCUGUCUUUAGUCGAGUGGCACAGUGGUGCAGCCAGGAGAGCUGCUGCCUCUCAGCACCAGCAACCCAGGUUCAACCCUGACCUCUAGUUCUGUCUGUGUGGCGUUUGAACACAGUUUAUGAUCGUGUGUGGUUCCUCUGGGUGCUCCAGUUUCCUCCCACAUCCCAAAGUUGUGCAGGUUGGUAAGUUAAUUGGUCACUGUAAAAUAAACUUAGUGUGUGGGUCUAGGGGAGAAUCUGGGAGGUAGUUGAUGGGAAUAUGGGGAGAAUAAAAUAAGAUUACUCUAGGAUUAGUGUAAAUGGGUGCUUGAUCAUUGACACAAACUCAGUGGGCCCAAUGUUGUGUUGCCAUGUUGUAUGACUCCAUGACUUUAUAAUUGAUCCAUAUCUUAGUCCCUUUGAUUUAUAUUCACUCCGUAAUCUGUUAUAUUCUUGCUGAACAGAACUCUUGCAGUGUGUGACCAAUUCACUCCAUCUCCUCUUUUUGGAUAAAACACAAGAAAAUCCAGUCAGUUCUAGCAAUUAUUGUGGAAUCAUGUGCCACAGAAGAAGGCUCACACACAAACAUGUGAUUUGGGAGCAGAAAUAGGCUAUUCGGCUCCUCAGACUUGUUCCCUCAUUUACUCAGGGUAUGGCUGAUCUCCUUUGAGGGAGCUAUCCAAUUCGUCCCACUUCUUCCUGUGGUCCCACACUUCUUUUCCAGAUUCCCUUGUGAAUUGACUGGCCUUUAAUCAUGACAAACGUUAGAAAUAAUUAAUAGUGUAAUACAUGAAACUGUCCUUCUUUCACAAUGUUAGACUUAGUGAUGCAUCUUCCUGCAACGCAGGACAAUAAACAG